Molecule: messenger RNA, 2216 nt
Organism: Cyprinodon variegatus (sheepshead minnow)
Lineage: Eukaryota; Metazoa; Chordata; Actinopteri; Cyprinodontiformes; Cyprinodontidae
Gene: mfsd1
Product: major facilitator superfamily domain containing 1
Exons: 17
Coding region: 65-1639 (524 amino acids)
Biological process (GO): transmembrane transport
Cellular component (GO): lysosome
Molecular function (GO): transmembrane transporter activity
Source: RefSeq, a predicted model, not a curated record
CUCUGGUUGGGUCAUAUGAUCUUCUUCCGUUCGGCUGUUUAUUGUGGGAAGCCAGAAGCUAAACAUGGCGGAUUUUGAGGAGCGCCGGGGUUUAUUAGGAGACGAGAAUGAAUGUCCGGCCGCAGGUGGACAGGGAGCCGGCGGAGCCAGCAGGCCGAUGGCUGCUAUCUGCGACCCCAGCCACCUCCUCCACCGGGUGGUGGUUCUGGUGUUUAUGUGCUUCCUGGGAUUCGGAAGCUACUUCUGUUAUGAUAAUCCAGCUGCUCUCCAAACCCAAGUUAUUCAGGAUUUGAACCUGAACACUGCGAGUUUCAUGCAGCUGUAUGCCUGGUACUCCUGGCCAAAUGUGGUUCUCUGCUUCUUGGGAGGAUUUCUGAUUGACAGGGUUUUUGGCAUCAGGCUUGGAACCAUCAUAUUUUCACUUUUUGUCUGCAUUGGACAGGUAAUAUUUGCAGCGGGAGCAUGGUCCAAUCAUUUUUGGCUGAUGGAAGUCGGGCGUUUUGUAUUUGGUAUUGGGGGAGAGUCGCUAGCUGUGGCCCAGAACACGUAUGCAGUGAACUGGUUCAAAGGCAAAGAGCUGAACCUUGUGUUUGGCCUUCAGCUCAGCAUGGCUCGAUUGGGCAGCACAGUGAACAUGAACAUCAUGGGUUGGGUGUAUAGCAAAGUCGCAGUUGCUGUUGGCUCCCCUGGAUACACCACACUUGGAAUAUCACUCAUGAUUGCUGCUGGAACCUGUGUCUUUUCUCUACUAUGUGCCUUGGUGCUGGCAUUUUUGGAUAAAAGAGCAGAGAGGAUCCUCCACAAGGAACAGGGGAAAACUGGCGAGGUUAUAAAGCUGACUGAUGUGAAAGAUUUCUCCCUAGCCCUGUGGCUCAUCUUCAUCAUUUGUGUGUUUUACUAUGUUGCCAUUUUCCCAUUUAUUGGACAAGGCCAGGUUUUCUUUAUUGAAAAGUUCAACUUCUCUCCAGCUCAAGCCAGAGCCGUUAACAGUAUCGUAUACAUCAUCUCAGCACCUGCAUCUCCAAUUCUCGGCUUUAUUGUUGAUAAGACUGGGAGGAAUGUAGGUUGGGUCUUUGCUGCAGUCAUCGCAACACUUGGCGCUCACAUGAUGCUGGCCUUCACCUUCUGGAACCCAUGGAUCGCUAUGUCCCUGCUUGGUGUCUCAUACUCCCUACUAGCCUGUGCUUUGUGGCCAAUGGUAGCCUUUGUGGUGCCUGAACAUCAACUGGGAACAGCCUAUGGCUUCAUGCAGUCCAUCCAGAACCUAGGACUUGCUGUGAUUGCGAUUAUAGUAGGAGUCAUUGUGGAUGUAAGAGGAUACCUGGUGUUGGAAGUGUUUUUCUGUGCCUGUAUUUGCAUUGCUCUGAUGGCAGUGGUGGGGCUCUAUUUUGUGGAUUAUCUUAAAGGUGGAGGUUUGAACCAGUCAGCUGCAGCCAGAGCUAAACUACAGAAGGAGACCUCUACAAAUGCAGAGACUAAAAUGCAACCCAGUAUGGUGGCGCACGGUGAGCAUGCUAGACUGGCACCUAUGUCUGCUUUUGGCUUGCGUAACAGGUACCUCUCCAGGCUGGGAGCACAGCUCCCAGAUCACUGCUCUACCCAUCUGUCAUCACUUGCCCACAGGAGUGUCCUGAAAUGACACCCAUCACUCAUCUGUCUGCUCCUGCAGGACUAUAAUGCUAAUAUUGUGGUGCAAGACAAGUAUGCACUGAAAUAGAAAAAUGCUUUAAAAGUGUCUUGUUUUUGCACUUUUACCUAUGAAGUUUUCAUACCUACGUGACUGUUUACAGAUUAAUCUUUUUGGUGUUUUGUUUUUUUCAUUUUAUUUUGUUGAUUGUUAAUAGGGAGAAUGUCCAUUGCAUGCAUUAUUGGUUACUGGAUAUUCUCUACACUUGAGGUGCCUUUUUCUGAGUCAAAACCAAAGUUGUUUUUUUGCACUAAGUAUUGAUCUCAGGGUUAUCACUAAAUAUUUUGUCGGUUUUAGAGAUACAGCCUUUGCGAACAGCAGAGGGCAUCAAUUUAUUCAUACUAACCACUGAGCACAAAAUUGCUUUUUUUUAAGUGAGCAUUCAAUAUAAAAGUUACAUUGUUUUUUCUAAGCUAUUGCAUUUUACUUUGAUUAAGGGAGAUUUCAAGAAAUAUCUUAAGCGUUGUGAAGGGUUUUUUCUUUACCUGUUUACUAUGUCAUUUUUUUAAUGUUUAAAAUUAAACAAAUU